UCCACUGUAAGAUCCAACCAUGGCAGAUACAAACACACUCCUUCUGACAGUGACUGAGGAUUUUUCUGUCCAAAUGGGCAUACCACCUCUACAUCGUCUAGAUCGUUAUAAGGAGAGAGCGUCCAUUUUGGGAAAAGUUAACAACAUCAGCCAUCUAGCUUGUAGUCCAGAUGGGGAACUCUUCUGUAUCCGUCAGGGGGACCUAUACAGAGGUCCAAUGCCUUCCAAGAAAGAUGUUGAUUGGUUCACAUUGGCUCAAAGAGUUGGAAGAAUUGACUGGGAUAGAGCUAGACGUAUUUUAUUCCACCCCGAUGGAGAGUUUUAUGUGGUCACCAAUAAUGGAGAAAUGUAUAAAGGUCCUGCGCCAGAUAAUGAGCAUUUACCAUGGUUCUAUGCUGUGGCAAAACGAAUAGGAGAUAAGUAUUGGAAUGAGUAUAAUAUCUUGUUCUUUGAUCUAGAAGGAUUAUUAUAUGGUGUGCACACAGACAAAUUUUACAAUGGUGCACCACCUACAGAGGAAAAUGCUUCAUGGAUCCGCACCUGUAUUGGAGGAAGAGACUGGGAAAGGCUCACUUACUUUAUGGGCUAUACUCUUGAUAAAAAGCUGUGGAGUGUAGAUAAAUAUAACGGAAACGUCUACAGAGGAGACACACCGACACCACAACAACUACACUAUUUAAUUAAUGCUGAUUACUUAGGAUGGAGUUUCAACCAAUACAGAUUUUUGGCUUUUACAAAAGACAAAACAAUUAAGAAUAUUAUCAGCUUUGAAUUCCUGACUGACCAGGGAGACAAAACAUCUGAAACCCCUGAAGUAUUGGAGGAGAAGAUCUACGACAACAGAAAAAGCACUUCUAUUCUUAGACACAGCUUCAAAAUUAGCAAAACUUUAAAGGAGUCCAGCAGUUUUACCCAUGAACAUGGAUUUACAUUUGAAGCCGGAGUUGAGACGACUUUUAAGAGUGGAAUUCCACGUAUUGCUGAAGCAGGUGUGACUGUAAAAAUGAACAUGAGCACCACCCAUAACUGGAACUUCACAAAGACCAAUGAGACUGAGUCCAACUUCGAAUCGAGCACAGAUGUAGAACUGGAGCCCGGUAAAGCCAUUCGGAUGGUGGCCUCAGUGUUAAAAGCUCAAAUAACCGUCCCUUACAAGGCCAAGGCCCGGACCAUGUUUGGCGCUGAGGUUGAAGUUAUGGGAAAGUGGUUUGGGGUCUCACAUUACAACCUCAUGGUUAAACAGGAGGAUUUCACCAAAUAGAUGAUCACAUGUCCAAGGAUUUUCCAUUUCCAA
This is a messenger RNA of Hyla sarda, 1294 nucleotides long. RefSeq names its product tachylectin-2-like. NCBI's taxonomy places the organism in Eukaryota, Metazoa, Chordata, Amphibia, Anura, Hylidae. Bases 20 to 1261 code for a protein of 413 amino acids. The record is from RefSeq and is a predicted model, not a curated record. The transcript has 4 exons.